Leguminivora glycinivorella is the source of this 467-nucleotide messenger RNA. RefSeq lists its product as uncharacterized. The coding region runs from base 108 to 266 and encodes 52 amino acids. Lineage: Eukaryota; Metazoa; Arthropoda; Insecta; Lepidoptera; Tortricidae. The record is from RefSeq and is a predicted model, not a curated record. The transcript is spliced from 2 exons.
CAUCGAAAAACAAAUGAAAGCCUAGGUAGAAAUUUAUAUUAGACGCAAAAAUAUCCAAAUAGCCUAUUUCUUUAAGUUCAAUUCGAUAUCCCUACGUUAUCCUCAAAAUGAACGUUAGGGCAUUUAUAUCGAAGAACCUUUUGGCAAUAGUGAUGGUACCAGCUAUCAUUGGCAGUCACUACACCUGGUACAAGCUUCAGCAGGACGAUAGACUUGUAUCUAAGGAGGAACGGGACAAAAUUCCAAUAUUUACACAUUUUUUUUAGACUUUUUUUUCUUUUUUUAUAGUUCUUCAAGAAACUGGGUAGUCUUGGUGGCAACAGCGAGUGACGACCAGUGCAGAAGUCUGUAAAUAUGUAAUAUACUAUUGGGAGUCGAGUGAUGCUUUUAGAAAUAAGUUAUUUAGUAAAUUUUUAGUGCUGAUUUGUAUUGUCUAAGAUUGUUAUUAAAAUUUAGUAAAAGAUAAA